GCACGUUACAUUUACGCACAGGUUUUUCUGAUUCGGUUGUAAAUACGAAUGACAGAGGCGUUGAUAUUGAUGACAUCGCGCAGUUAAUACUAAAACCCGACUCGACUUUGUCGCUCAGGCUGAUGGGACCACGUUGAUGUCAUUCCACGUACCACUCAGCUUCUUGCCAGCCCAGAGAGGAAGACUGCCUUGUUCCACAGGUAGCUUGUGGCCAAUGCCACAGGCUCUACCUGCGAAGGAAAGUGGCCCACCAGCGGGACAAAAGAUCUUACACGUUAGCUGCAACCAAUAUCAGUUGACCUGCGCCUUGAAUUGCUGUGCAUCUGUUUGCAUGAAAAGUGGUCAUGUCAGACUUAAAUAAAGAGGUCGUGGAUUUAGUGUGGGGGAGACCAACAAGUGGAGCAGUUUCAGCCUCCAUAUUUCGCAGAUGGACACAAGGGUUUGUGUUCAGUGACAGUGAGCACACGGCACUGGAGCAGUUUGAAGGAGGGCCAUGUGCAGUAAUUGUACCUGUACAGGCUUUCCUCCUGAAGACUCUUCUCUUUAACCGAGAGACUUCAAACUGGAGACAUGUGACAGAAGAAGAGCAAAAAACGCUCCUGUGUUCUGCACUAAGUGAGAUUCUAGAAUCUGCCUGCUCCAACACCUCCACAGGAUUCUGCCUUGUGUCAUGGGCCAAGGGACAAGGCCCACAUAUUCUCACACAUACAAAAGCACAGAACCUGUCAGAAACGCAGGAUAUGCCAGUGCCAGAGAGCAGCCAACCACUGGAGGGGCAGCAGCAACCCACUGCUUUGGCUGUUGAAGACCUUGGCUUUGAGCGAUUUCACAGUGUUCUUCAGAAAAGAGUGUUGAUGUCUGUGUCAGAUCUCCAAACUGAGGUGCUAUCCCUCUUUCACACCUGGGAGGGGUGCUGUGGAGUUUUACUUUUCCUCUACUCUGUCAUCCUCACCAAGGGCAUUGAGAACAUAAAAAAUGAGAUCCAGGACACAAUGGAGCCUCUUAUAGAUCCAGUGCACGGCCAUGGCUGUCAAAGUCUGGUGAAUCUUCUUGUAACUGGCCAUGCAGUUGCCAAUGUCUGGGAUGGAGAUCGAGAGUGUUCUGGAAUGAAGCUGCACGGAAUUCAUAAACAGGCAUCAGUUGGCUUCCUCACACUCAUGGAGUCACUUCGCUACUGCAAGGUGGGGACAUACAUGAAGUCGCCCAAGUUCCCUAUUUGGAUCAUUGGAAGUGAAACACACCUCUCUGUUUUUUUCACAAAGGAGAUGUCCCUGGUCGGACCAGAGUGUCCAUCAGAGCUGGCAAGGAGAGUCUUCCAGUCAUUUGAUCCUGAAGAUAACGGCUUCAUCCCAGACUGUCUGCUACAGGAAGUGAUGAAAGCCCUUGACCUUGUCUCAGAGCCAGAGUAUGUCAGUCUGGUCAAGAACAAGUUGGAUCCAGAGAAUUUGGGCAUAAUUCUCUUGGCCCCAUUCCUCUUGGAAUUCUUUCCUGAUCAGGAUUCAGGAAUCCCGGACUCAUUUACCGUGUAUCACUAUAAUGGGCUCAAACAGUCUAACCACAAUGAGAGGGUGGAGUAUGCGGAAGGGACCGCUUUGGUGCUAGGAUUUGAAGACCCCAUGGUACGGACCGAUGACACUCCAGUCAAGCGCUGCCUACAGACCAAGUGGCCCUAUAUUGAGCUGCUGUGGACCACAGAGCGUUCACCAUCACUCAACUAGUCUUGUCUGUACGUGAAACGUACCACUACUGCCUCCAUCUCCCACACACAAACACCUGCACACACUGCUGUGCUCCAGGGAGAUGAAGACCAGUACCACAACCAUUUAAACACACAUACAUGCAGAAUAUAUACACAAUAUUAAUGAAUGAGAACUGCACACAAAAGACUGCAACAAACACACUAUAUGCCUGAGAUUAAUUCUUUCAGUCGAGAUUCAACUCACCUUUAAAUGUUAUUGUUUUUGUCCAGCACGGCUUGCCAUUUGCUACACAGAAUGUUUGUCAUGUUCAACUGUAGUGUGUCACACAAAGACACAUGCCACAGUGCAUAUAGAGUUGUUAUAAAAACUCAACGACUGUUUAAAGGACUGAAAACAAGGAAUGACCAAAGCCUUCCACAUGAGAACACAGACUUUCAUUCUCAAAACGUUUACAAGUAUAGGACCAACAUAUUCACUCGUUGAACUGUGGAGGUUGAUUCAAUGUUUUCAAGAAUAUGUAAGACUGCACACUGAUAAUGUACCUCAUGCACCACAUUGAGAAGUUGGUCAGGCGUUCAUGUAUUUAUUAACACACUCACAGUUCGGAUUAUGGAAUAAACACUUUUUUGACAAGCUCCUCCAUUGUAUUAAUAUGAAGUCUUCUUUGUUCAACAUCAUGAAACAUAAGGUUUCCAGGUCCGUCUGCAUCCCUG
Molecule: messenger RNA, 2413 nt
Organism: Corythoichthys intestinalis (scribbled pipefish)
Lineage: Eukaryota; Metazoa; Chordata; Actinopteri; Syngnathiformes; Syngnathidae
Gene: mindy3
Product: MINDY lysine 48 deubiquitinase 3
Exons: 16
Coding region: 345-1718 (457 amino acids)
Biological process (GO): protein K48-linked deubiquitination
Molecular function (GO): cysteine-type deubiquitinase activity; K48-linked deubiquitinase activity
Source: RefSeq, a predicted model, not a curated record